ACGGGGUCGCUACGCGGUCGCUACGGGGUCGCUACGGGGUCGCUACGGGGUCGCUACUGGGUCGCUACGGGGUCGCUACUGGGUCGCUACUGGGUCGCUACGGGGUCGCUACGGGGUCGCUACUGGGUCGCUACGGGGUCGCUACGGGGUCGCUACGGGGUCGCUACGGGGUCGCUACUGGGUCGCUACGGGGUCGCUACGGGGUCGCUACGGGGUCGCUACGGGGUCGCUACGGGGUCGCUACGGGGCUCAGGAGUAACU
Molecule: messenger RNA, 261 nt
Organism: Volvox carteri f. nagariensis
Lineage: Eukaryota; Viridiplantae; Chlorophyta; Chlorophyceae; Chlamydomonadales; Volvocaceae
Exons: 1
Source: RefSeq, a predicted model, not a curated record